AUGGGCAUGCAAGGCCCACUAACUGCCCAAGCUUUGGGCCGGUCACCAUAUGACGAUGUUCUUCAGGGCGAUGGACCCGAAGACCCCCGUCAUCCUCCACAGCAAUAUGAUCAAAGAGGUCGUCCUGUCAACCCAGAUACUAAGAGAAUCAACCGAGAGAUUGUGAGAUCACACAACGAGGUCAUGCUGGUGAUCGGUGUUGCAGAGCCAGAAAAUCCAAAUAAAAGCCCGGAAGUAGAGUCGCAAAGGAGACACGAUGCGCAUGAAGAAUCGAUCGGUCGACAACUCAACUCCCAUGCUAGACGUGCCAUGGAGAUGGUUGGGCUCUUUGGUACUCAUGGCCUUCGUCAGCGCGUUAUGGAGAUCUAUCGCAAAUAUUCAAAAAUUCCCUUUUGGCAUCUUUGGCAACAAAAGAAUGAAUUCUCAUGGCGAAGACAUGUUAUUCCUGGUGCAGCUACUGGCUUAUUCACCAACUACGUAGACCGCGCCUUGUUUAAAGUCUGGCUCGGCGAUAGAGAAAAAGUCGUUGCGCGUCGCAUUCUGCUUGAUGUAUGGUCAUGGUUUCGAACUCAUCUAAAAUACUUCGCAUCCAUGCAGCGACUUGGCCUGAUCCCAGCUGAUCAGUGGCUCCCGCGCCCGUCAUAUUUCAUUCCAUUCACAGAAGACUCACCAAUUCCUGCACCACCACCGCUAGAGGGAUUUGAUCCUCUGUCUUUGCUCCGUUGGACAGGCAAUGCCAUUGUUAACGCGGCACCUUUUCUGAUUUGGGUCAUCGUUCUCCGGGUUGCUAAAGAGGUGCAGCCCGUAGUAUGGCCACGGAUAUUCAACAAGCUCCCAAGCACUGCUUUCCGAGGCCGCAGAAUACCCCCACCAGCUGUACCGCCCACACCAGUCCCAGAAGAGGCUCCCCUGCUUCUGUCCGAUGAAACGACCAUUGACCAAUUGCCGAAUUCGGUGGAAGAUGCGCCUCUGGUACUUGGCGGGCUUGAGACCAACACAACCGUGGAACCAACAGAGCCCCAGCAAGUCCACGCAGAGUCAUACAUGAACCGAGAAGACGAAUAUGCAACAGACGAAGACGAGAGUGAGCGAGUGAACACUACGCUAAUUAGCUUCGACGUCGAAGCCACUGAAGCGAGCCCAGAUGCGCCACCAGGGCUAUGGUCUGCCGAGUUGCGCCCUACUCAAGCUACCGAUGCGCGGAGCGAGUCACAGCCAGUAUACCUUGACACUCUGCUAACGCAGCUUCCUGCGCUACUGGCCGCCAAUAUGCUCACAGAUACGAGCCUAAGACUGAUGAUGGCCGCAUACGAGGCGUCCGCAUUAAGACUCAUGGCGCGCUGCUACAGAUUGCGGUACGACCUGCCAUGCGAUGACAUAUACGCGCCCAAUGUUCUUAGCGAGUUGUCAUGGCGUGCGGUAACCAACUUGGUCGGCGGGGAGCUAGUGCACCUUACCUUGUCUACUGAAAUCUGGGCCGUUUUCACGGGGCUGUCACUGUACUUCCACACGUCAGAUAAGGAAUGGAAGGAGGCCGAGGCCAAGAAAACCGAGAACGCGCAAGCGGACGACCAUAAUGCUCCUGCUUCUUGA
Messenger RNA from Beauveria bassiana ARSEF 2860, 1593 nucleotides. RefSeq lists its product as uncharacterized. The coding region runs from base 1 to 1593 and encodes 530 amino acids. Lineage: Eukaryota; Fungi; Ascomycota; Sordariomycetes; Hypocreales; Cordycipitaceae. The transcript has 4 exons. The record is from RefSeq and is a predicted model, not a curated record.